CCACACGUCCUACAAGACCCGCCUGCCGCUGCCCUCACGUUUCUCACCGCGGCGCUCGGUGACUUUGAGCUCCUCCGCGUCACCGCCGACGCCAGGGAGCCGUCUGGGCCGACGAAGUAGGCGGCAAUGGGGACCCUCCGCCUGCUGGCGGGAAGUUGUUUUAGGUUAUGUGAAAGAGAUGCCUCCUCAUUGCUGAGGCUUACCAGAAACUCUUACUUGAAGAGAAUAAAUGGAUUUUGUACCAAACCACAGGGAAGUCCAAAAGCUCCAUCCCACACUUAUAGCCACAGAGUGCCAUUACACAAACCCACGGAUUGGGAGAGGAAGAUCCUGAUAUGGUCAGGUCGCUUCAAAAAGGAAGAUGAAAUACCAGAGACAAUCUCGUUUGAGAUGCUCGAUGCUGCAAAGAAUAAGGUCCGGGUGAAGGUCAGCUACAUAAUGAUCGCCUUGACAGUGGCAGGGUGCAUCCUGAUGGUUAUUCAGGGAAAGCAGGCUGCAAAAAGACACGAGUCUUUAACAAGCAUGAAUUUAGAAAAGAAAGCACGUCUGAGAGAGGAAGCAGCUAUGAAGGCCAAAACAGAGUAGCGGAGGUAUCUGUGUUGGCUGUAUUUUGAAAUCCAGGAUAAUGCUGCAGCAAGAAUGUGGUGUAAGGAUCCAUUUCCUAAAAGUAUGGUUUGCACAAAUUUAUACCAUUGCCCUAUUUUUGCUCUGGAGGUACAAAUAAAUUUUCUGAAAGAAAUGACUUGUCUGUACUUUAUGGCUUGAUCCAAGUUAAAAUGCAACCUCUCAGCUUUUUGGAGAAAAUGAAUGAAAAAUGAGAUAGUGUGUUUCAACUUUUUUGUUGUUGUAUUUCAAUUUUCAUAUUAACUCUCUUUUUAGAGUCAGGUGCCAUAUCUUACUUUAAAUCCUAUUGCCAAAAUAACUUUACCUAGAUGCCAAAGUGACGUCUAGUUCUGUGUUUCCCUCUUAACAUCAUUUCUGGGGAAAGUCAGUUGAGUACACGGCUCAGGUGCCCCAUAAAGAGCCAACCACCCCCUGUGCAGUGGUGCUUCUCAGCAACCUGGGAAGCAUCCGAACCCACUUUGCCCUCUUGGGGGGUGGGGCAGCAGACAAGCUUUUAGGAGAACAGUGUUUGAAAAAGUCUUGCCAGGGUGAUGGGUACGGUCUGACCAUGCGUUUCUGAGGACUUUGAAAUCCCAGCAUCACUUACACCUGGUAUGUAUCUUAUUUACACUUUGGGGUGCCAAGUUGUCCAGUGUGAAUGCAGGCUUUUAAACAUUUAUUCUCACAUGCUUCAUGUGUAUUUGUGGAUGACAAGUUCUCAUAGCCAUCCUAACCUGCUAGUUCUCCCCAGAGGGUUAUAACACAUUAGAAAGUAAUAGCUACAGUUGUUUGGGAACUCAGUUUAAUAAAACCAAUCUAUAGCUUUAUAAUCCAUCUGAUGGCAUUAAUAUCUGUGUAUGUACUUUGAGUAAUUUAACCUUAGCUUUUUUUAGAUACUACAUUCCUUGACUGUUACCACUUGCAAAUUUAUCAAAAGGAACUGCUUAUGUAUUAUCAGAUUUCUUAAUUAUUUUGGCACACUUAUGAAUGUUGUAUCUUAACUAAUACAGUAUUUUAAAUAUGGGUAAAUCUUCGUGUAUUUCUUUUAAAAUAAAGUAU
Messenger RNA from Talpa occidentalis (Iberian mole), 1662 nucleotides. RefSeq names its product family with sequence similarity 162 member A (gene FAM162A). Gene Ontology annotation, biological process: positive regulation of release of cytochrome c from mitochondria; neuron apoptotic process; cellular response to hypoxia. The record is from RefSeq and is a predicted model, not a curated record. The transcript has 5 exons. Lineage: Eukaryota; Metazoa; Chordata; Mammalia; Eulipotyphla; Talpidae. Bases 127 to 585 code for a protein of 152 amino acids. Gene Ontology annotation, cellular component: mitochondrion.